CCGCCCCUCUGUUACCAGCCGGUGUAAGCGGGCAGCCGGGAGGCUUUAGGGCCCCGUGCAGUGUUGCGCAGGAGCCGGCAGAGGUAGCUGUUUCGACGGCGCCUCUUGUGCAGCCCCGUCUCGCUGGCCGAGCAAGACCCGCAGCCGGCACGUGGGGACCGACCGGGGAAGGAGGAGUCUGGCCAGGCGGGUUGGGAAGCAGCUGCCGCUGCUGCUGUUGUGCGCGCUUUGGCGGAGCCGUCGGCGCGCCCCUCUCCAGCGCUUUGUGCCGUGCGUCCUGAGCGCACAAUGGCCCGCGCCGCCGCCUCCGGCAGGGCCCCAGACGGCGGCGCCGAGGACCUCGGCGUGGGCAGGCGGCGGAGGAGCCCCGAACUCGGCCAUGCCGCGCUGGGAGGCAGCCCCGCAGCCAUGGACCUAGGGCCAGUGACCAUCUGUGGAGAAGUGAGCAUCUUGCAUGGGGGGUUCCUGCUGGCAUCCAAACUCUGCCACCCCAAGCCCCUGUCAGAACUGGCCAAGUCCGACUGGCCCCUAGUGGGCAAGCCCAUCAUCGAUGCCUUGCAGGAGAUCUGCACGUCCCAUUCCUCAUACCCACCGCAACCCAACGCAUGGAAGAGGAAAGCGGCUGUCAUUCUCUGGUCCAAAAUCCUCUUGGACAACUCGUCUCCCUCCGUCUCCGCUAACCAGAGGUGGAAGGAGGACACCUUCUUCUCGGCGAGCAACAUGAUCCCAGAGAUCAACCAUACUGUCCUCUUUGAGCUCUUCAAAGCGGUGAGUGCGCCCCGGCUUUUUACGCAGCUCCUCUUGGUGCUGCCGGAACACGUUUGCCCGAGGGAGCUGGAGACCUUUGUAGGGUACGUUGCUGACCAGACAUCUCCGGUAGACGUGUCGUUCUUCUUAGAUGUCUGGUGGGAGAUUAUGAAACACAAGGAAGGCCAAGAGGACAGGCUGAUGCUGCUGUUCCAGGCUGUAUCCCACCAGUAUCUCUCGGAGUCUGACGAAACUGGCCAACUUCCGAAGAGGUUCAGGAGUGAUGCGCCUUCUUUGCCAAGGUCCUCCCUGGCCACUAGUAUCCUUCCGAUCUUGACGGAAGGGUUAAAGCUGAUCAAAGAGAGCGUUGGCCCGGCUAGGAUGAAGUGCUACGCUCUUGCCAACCUGGUGGAAGUGUUGUCGUCUGGGUUGGUCACUGCCGAGCGCGAGACAGAGUUGCUGCCUGUCCAGACUUACUUGCACAAGAUCGCCUCGGUGGUGACCCUCUGGAGCAACGACUGUGAGAACCGAUAUAACAAGAGGGAUCUGGAUGAGAAGGUGAAGGAGGCUGAGAGAAGCGUCAGUUUGCUGAGCACCGCCAAGCUGCCCAGCGAAUCGUUGCCCAUCAGCUUAGGCUUUCUCCGUGGCUUGCUGGAGGAGUGGUCUCCAGAGCUGCAGGGCCUGUUAAACGACCCUCAGCAGAUCUGCUACGAGAGCUACAGGCUCCUCGAUGGCCUGGCCUCCCUUGAGAAGAAGUUGACCGACUGUGCCAAGUCACAAGAGCUUAGCAAAGAAAUGGUACAGGGGAUGUCGGAGCUGGGUGAUCUCAUUGCAGGUUUCUUGAAAAAGAUCAACCCCGAGUCGUGGGGCAAGAGCUCCGACAGCGACCUCGCGGCUUCGGUGGCCAUGGUGAUCAUUGAGAAGAAGAUGGACCGACACGCGGAGAUGUGUUCGGUUUUUGCUUCGGAGAAGAGCUGGGCGUUCACCAACGAUUGGGUCGCUUGCCUCGUUCGGAACAAAGACCUGUUCCAAGAGCCAGAACUGCUCUUGAAAUUGCUGGAGACGGCGGCAGCUUCCAGCUGCUCCACUGAAAACCGGGAGCAGCAAGCCAUGGUGGCCAGCACUAUCCUUGAGUGCUACAUAGAACUCUCCUUGCCAGAUAAGAACAAAGUCAUUUCGGGAGUCUUGGCUACUUGGGGCAGGCAGGGCCUUUCUGGGGUACUGGCUGUGUUCUCCGAAGGGUUCCAAGAGGAGCUCAAUGUCUCCUUCAACCAGAUCAUCAAGAGUGCCUCUGGCGAAGGCUUUAAGAAGUCUGUGGCUUCAGUGUCCCGGGUGGUGGUACUCAACCCAGAGGCGACAAUCAAGAAAAUGAUUAACUUAGCCAUAGCCAACUUAGGGACGCACCAGUUCAUGGCAGAGAUCCUGUGCUCUUUCCCGGCUCUGAGCUUCCGAGAAUCUUGGGAUUCGCCGGAAGCGCCUGUCAGCCUGCUGCUAGGGUGUUUGAAAGAGUCUGCCUGGGACCGGCUCUCCUCAGCCAAGGAAAAGGAGCAGUUCCUAGAGUUCGUAGUCCAUCUGAUGCAGCCAAGCGGAGCCAGCCCUCUCCUCUUCCCGGCGGAGGUGACCCAGAGCCUCGUCAUUCCUUUCCUGAAGUCGGACUCCCCUUGCAUCGAACUGUGCUUGCAGGUCCUCGACAAGGUUUUGAAAGUGCAGGUGCCUUCUGAGGAGAGCUGGGUUCAUACCUGCCACCCGUUCCCGCUCCUCUUAUGCCUCUGCAGACUCCUUGACGGGUUCACACAAUACUGGCACGAGCAACAAGGGCAACGCGGCUAUUCUCUAGAAACCAAAGACUUGGUGGCCACCAACCUGGCUCAGCUGUGCGACGCGGUCUCGGUCCAGAAGGACUGCCUGUCCCCGGACCUGUGGACCCAGUCGGUGGCUUGGCUGCACAAGAAGGUAGGAGCCUUGGACUGGACUAUCGGCCUCCGCUUGAAGAGCAUCUACGGAGGACACUUCAAGAACGAGGUCCCGGCCACCCUCUUUGAGGUCUGCAAGCUCCCAGAGGAUGAGUGGACGUCCCGCCCACUCCCAAAUUACGGGGCGGGCAGUGGGCUUCUGGCGUGGAUGGAGUGUUGCUGCAUCUCCACGGCCCUGAGAGAGCAAAUGCUCGUGCUGCUUAUGGUCAACGUGGACAACCCCGAAGAAGUAAACCUCUUCAGCAAAGGGUUCUUGCUGGCCUUCGUCCAGGUUUUUCCGUGGUGCAGCCAAAGCGAAUGGCGGAGGCUCGUCCACGUGGUCAAAAGCCUCUUGGAACGGGAAAUUCUUUACGUGCCUUACUCCCUGGAGUACAUCCAGUACUUGCCUUUGUUGAACUUCCGCCCUUUUGCCUACCACCUCCAGUUCUCGGUGCUUCUGCUGAGGGCCUUCCAGUUCCUGUGCAGUUCCAGCGGCUCCACGUGGCUGCCCACGGAGGCGUGGAAGCACGUGGCGAGGCUGUACUGCCUCGCCGUGUCCGAUUUGCUGGGCUCGGUCAAGAGCAUCGCUCUCUGCCAGUGGCACUCCACGGAAGAGAAGAACGUGACACGGGAGUUGUCCUUCAUCCACGUCCAGCUCUUCUGCCACACCCUCCAUGUGGCGGCCAUGUUGCCAGACGACGGCACCGGCGAGCCGCUCCUUCUCCUCUCCUUGGAGAUCCUCUCACAGUACAAGAUGCUCCAUGAUGCUGAUGAGUCCCUGGGCAGCGCCCUGCGGAAGGCCAACGAGAGGCACUUCCUGGAGUCCAUUGCGGAGAACGUCACCAACAAAGAGCUCCGUACAAUGCUCCUUCAGAAGCUCCGUAAGCUGUGACGUCUGCUUCUGUUGGCAACCGCAGGUGCUGAGGAUGAUCAGAACUGAAAAGGUGCGUUCUGAAGCCAAAAACCCGGGUUCAUUUUGAAAGCAUUUCCACAAGGGAUAGGGUGAAGGCUGCUGGUGGGAAAUUUGGAAGAUCUAUAAUAAACCUUUUAUCUCUU
This is a messenger RNA of Rhineura floridana, 3755 nucleotides long. It is a transcript of the gene GEMIN4, whose product is annotated as gem nuclear organelle associated protein 4. Lineage: Eukaryota; Metazoa; Chordata; Lepidosauria; Squamata; Rhineuridae. The transcript has 2 exons. The record is from RefSeq and is a predicted model, not a curated record. Gene Ontology annotation, biological process: rRNA processing; spliceosomal snRNP assembly. Gene Ontology annotation, cellular component: SMN complex. Bases 289 to 3591 code for a protein of 1100 amino acids.